Zootermopsis nevadensis is the source of this 3827-nucleotide messenger RNA. The record is from RefSeq and is a predicted model, not a curated record. Lineage: Eukaryota; Metazoa; Arthropoda; Insecta; Blattodea; Termopsidae.
AAGAAAGACAUUUACAUUCCACUACGAAGCCGCGGCUGCUAAGGAAGUGGGAACAAGUCUCGUGUCACGACACACAACGAGUUUGUCUCUGAAGAGAUGGGUCUAGUUUUCCAGCGGACUUCAGUAGGGCAUGCGCUCAGGAGUUGUCCACUUCACAGAAGACCACGACGUCAACACGCAACACUAACUCCAAAAUACUGACCACCACUCGUGUUUAUAGAUGUUUUAAUAUCAGUGAUCUUGUGAUUAUUACGUAUCAUGGUUACACAGAAGAAGAACUGCGUGAUCACGGCCGCUGAAAUCAGGAAAAGUGAAAAACGGCUUGAAUUCUGACGACACCAUCAAAUUACUAUGAGCUGUGGCUUAAUAAUUUAAUGUCCUUCCGCAAAUAUUAUUAUGAAACCAAAAUAUCCAAAGUCAGUCUUCUUCAUCGUCAGCAAUGAGUUUUGUGAAAGAUUUUCAUAUUAUGGAAUGCGAACAAUACUUGCCCUGUACUUGAGGAACAUUCUCUUAUACAGCGAUGACGAUGCCACGGUUAUAUACCAUGUAUUUGCCAUGUUCUGCUACUUCUUUCCGCUCUUUGGGGCCAUGUUGGCUGACACUCUGAUUGGAAAAUUCAGGACCAUCUUCUAUAUUUCCAUCGUUUAUGCCAUCGGGAAUGUUGUCAUAUCGGUCGCUUCAGCAACAGGAGCAAUUGAAGUGCCUGCCAGGGAACUUAGUAUAGUUGGGUUACUUCUGAUUGCUAUUGGCACGGGAGGAAUCAAGCCUUGCGUAUCAGCGUUUGGUGGAGAUCAGUUCAAAUUGCCACAGCAGGAGAAACAACUUCAGCAAUUCUUCUCAUUGUUCUACUUUGCCAUCAAUUCCGGAAGUCUCAUUUCAACGUUCCUGACUCCGGUUCUCCGAGAAGAUGUCAAGUGCUUUGAUCAGGACACGUGCUAUCCUCUGGCUUUCGGGAUACCCGCGGUUCUCAUGAUCAUUUCUGUCAUAAUCUUUGUUCUCGGCAAGAGGCUGUACGUUAUUAAAAAACCAGAAGGGAAUGUUUUGCUGUCAGUCUCUAAGUGUAUUUGGCAUGCUCUAAUAAGGAAGGGAAAGUUGAAGAAGCAUGAUAAGCGUGAACAUUGGCUGGACUACGCUGAUGAUAAAUACGAUAAAACUCUGAUUAACGAUACUAAGGCGACAUUACGGGUUCUCUUCCUCUACCUUCCGCUUCCAUUUUUCUGGGCACUUUUUGAUCAGCAGGGAUCUCGUUGGACAUUCCAGGCCACCAGAAUGAAUGGGGAAUUGGGUGACUGGACUCUAAAACCAGAUCAGAUGCAAGUUGUGAACCCUCUACUUAUUCUGAUUUUUAUACCAAUCUUUGAAACUGCGCUGUACCCUCUUCUAGCAAAAUGCAAUAUAAAACGGCCUUUGCAGAAGCUUGGGAUUGGUGGCGUCCUGGCCGCCAUAGCUUUUGUCGUCUCGGCAAUUGUCGAAAUCCAAUUACAGGAUACAUACGCGGUUCUUCCACAAUCUGGGGAGGCUCAACUCAGAAUUUUUAAUGGCUUUAACUGUCCGGUUACAGUUGAUGUGUCUGAGGUAGACCGCGUUACAAUUGAACCCCUCAGCUACUGGAACGCCCAGACUCUGUCUGUGGACGGUAACAGAGUAUAUAAUGUGGAAGUUCAUGGUGAUGGAUGCAGUGACCAAUUUGAAUUUAGAGGAUUCGUAAAUGUAACAGAGAACGAGGGCACAUCGUACUUCAUAACCGGUGAUAGUUCUAAUGCAACGAUUGUUUCUCUGGAAACCUCAUCAUCACCGUACGAUAUCAUCGAUAAGUCUAAAUCAGGAGAUCCUUUGCUUAGGAUACUUUAUGGUUUCGCGGAUAUGCAGGUUAACCGAACAUUGAGAUUCGAAGAAGUGGAUGAUGGUACAGAGACAAAAGAAUUCACACUAUUUCAUAAUACACACACGACAGAAACUGAAGAAAUACCGCCUACUACCUACCACGUAUCACUCGAUGGUACAAAUCUCGAAGAACAGAAACUGCAACUCGGAGGAGUUUAUACUUUAAUUAUUCACGAAAGUGCUAAUGAAAUUAGGAUGAGCCUGCUUACAAUAACUCAGCCGAACACCGUCCACAUGCUGUGGCUAAUCCCACAGUAUUUUAUCAUAACCAUGGGAGAAGUGAUGUUUUCCAUCACCGGUUUGGAAUUCUCCUUCACGCAGGCUCCUGUCAGCAUGAAGUCUGUUCUUCAAGCUGGAUGGUUGCUCACAGUUGCAUUUGGUAACCUCAUCGUGGUCAUCAUCGCAGAAGCAAAAUUCUUCGACAGCCAGGCACACGAGUUCUUCCUGUUUGCAGGGCUUAUGUUGGUAGACAUGGCAAUAUUUUCACUGAUGGCUAUGAAAUAUAAAUAUGUUGAAGUUCCUAAAGCUGAGGAUGAAGAUGAAAGCAAGAGCGGCGAGUUAGCGCUGAAGGAGACACAAUUCAGUAAAAAAAAUGGCAUCGAUAAUACGUCAUUCAAGGGUGACGAACAGGGAUAAUGAAAUUUCCAUAUCGUCAUCAGCGAUGACUGUAAAUAACUUGUAAUCUAACAGUGACAUUUUAUAAUUCAGAAUAUUAAAAUAAUUUUUUUUUCAGGAACAGCCGCAGAUACCAGCGAAUAUUGGAAUGGUUAUUUUAUAUAAUAAUAGUUUUAUUCGGUGUAACUAUUAAUAUAUUUUCCCCCACCUUUUGUCUGAUUACAUUUUGAAAUUAUUAAACAGGGUUGCAUUAUAACCUCAAAUGUUCUCAUUGAAUUAAAUUACAGACGAUUGUAAAACCACUUGUUCCAUAAAUAAAGCUACUACAUUUUGUUUAAUUGAAGGAACAGGAAAAACAUUUAUGAAUGAAGAUCGAGCCAUUUAUGCAGCUUUGGAAGAAGAAUGGAUUAUUUUCUAUGCUACUUCGUCGUCAUGUCUAUUUAUCCUUAUUCGCUCUGUAUGGAAUUAGGAGGAAAUGCCAAAGCAGCGGAAGGAAUCUGUUAUCGUACCAAUUUGUAAUAAUUAUCGAGGAAUCUCUCUUAUCAUCCGCCUGCAAAAAUUUUUCCAACGGCAAGGCUGACUCCAUUUGCCAGUGAAAUUAUUGCGGAUCGUCGGUGUGGAUUCUGUGAUGAUCGAUCUACGAUUGAUCAGAUUUUCUACAUUUGCCAGAUACUAGAGAAAAAUGGGAGUACGAUGGGACGGUAUUUCAACUGUUUCUAGACUUCAAGAAAGCCUCUGACUCAGUUAAAGGAGAAACUCUUUCUAUUUUGCUUGAAUUUGGUGCACCUAAGAAGUUCGUCAGACUAAUUAAAAUGUAUUUCGUGAAACCCCUAGAAAAAAUUCAUGUCUGGGAAGACCUUAGGGAGACAGGAAUCGAUGGAUCGAACUGGAUGCAGCUGGCUCAGGAUAGAGUCCAGUGGCAGGCUUUUGUGAACACAGCGAUGAACCUUCAGGUUCCAUAAAGAAAGUGGGCUGUUCUCUGACAAGCUGAGUAUACAAUUGAUUUUUCUAAGAAUUUCCAGCGCCGUUAAGUGAGUUGUCUUCAGCUGUUCCUGAUAUCAGAUUAAACCCUGUUUAAGCAACUUCAGCUGUACAUUGCUGAAACUCUGCUUUAAAGACUUUUUUUGCUGAAUGCCGAACAUAGUAAUGUUGCGAUAGUAACAUUGUUAUUGUUCCUUACUUGUGAUAAAAGACAUCUGCUGGGCAGGUGUCAGUUUUAGAUUACUUGGACGAUUAAUAUGUGUAUUGAUCAUUUUAUAUGUACGUGAUUGCUGUGAAUGACGUAUGUGUGAAAAUUGUGAAUAAGUUACGAUUUUUGGAUGUGAAAA